This is a messenger RNA of Lepidothrix coronata (blue-crowned manakin), 3212 nucleotides long. It is a transcript of the gene LRRC14, whose product is annotated as leucine rich repeat containing 14. Gene Ontology annotation, cellular component: cytoplasm. The record is from RefSeq and is a predicted model, not a curated record. The transcript has 4 exons. NCBI's taxonomy places the organism in Eukaryota, Metazoa, Chordata, Aves, Passeriformes, Pipridae. The coding region runs from base 443 to 1981 and encodes 512 amino acids.
UCCCCUUCCCCACUCUGGGGGGUACCGCCCCUCUUUCCCCCCUUUUGGGGCUAUGUCGUUGGGGGGCCUCUGUGGAAUGGUACAGGGAAGGGAUUUGGGGGGCAUUUUUAUGGGUUUUUUUGGGUCCACCGCAGGCCCCUCAAAUGAUCCCAGGGACACCCACCCCCAGCCUCCCUAAAGCAGCAGCGCCUUCACCUCCCGCUGCCGCUCCAUGGCAGCGGGUUCAUAAUCCAGAGGGAUCCGGGAGGAGUUUGGGAGGUCCUGGGGGUCUCGAGGGGCUCCGAGAGGCCCCCGGUCCUAGCUCAGAGCGAACCUCGCGUCGCGCUUCAGCCAAUGGGAAGGGAGGGAUUGGUGAUGGACAGCAAAACAAGCCAAUGGAAGGGCGUCUGUCGCAAAAGGGCCGCCCACACCGCUCUCCUACAGAUGGGAAGUGAGAAGAACGAUGACAGACAGCAAUAGGAGCCAGUUGAAAGGCGAAGACCCGCCCCCGGGGCCCCCUGGAUUCAUGGAUUCCCUGCUCUUCCUCUCUGCCCGCCGGCUCGUCGCCCACCGCCCCCUUCCCACUGUCCCCGCCCAGCUCUAUCCCGUCCUCUUCCAAGCUGCGUUCCUGGAUGGGAGACCUCUAGUCCUGCAGGAUUUGGUGGCCCAGUGGCCAUUCCCAGUCCUCAACUUCCAGGGGAUCGUGGGGCACCGGGAGCUGCUCCGGGAUCAUCCCUCCAAGCUCUGCAUCCAGUCCGUCAUCCUGGCCGUGGUGGACCAGCUCCGGCAGGAUCUGGAGGAAGCAGGCCAUGAUUCCAGCCGGUGCCAUCUCCGUGUGCUGGAUGUGACGGGACUCCGGGAUGAUGCCGCUGGCCGUGCUCCGGAAGGGAUGAGUGUCUGGUCUGGCACCGUGGCCCUGGCCAAGGCUUGUGUGGAGGUCUCCAAACACCAGCGGGAACUCCAGAAAUGCAGAUCCAGGAGCCACAAGGGCCGUUCCGGCGCCACGGCAACUCCACGAUUCAUCGACAUCCACGCCGAUCUCUUCGUCAAUGGAACAUCCUAUGGAAUCCUGUGGGAUGCACUCCAGGCCGGGAACACCAGCCCACUGCGCCUCAAGUGCCGGGAGUUCCAAGCCGAGGAGCUCUGCCUGGCUGGAAUUGUGAGUCUGCUGAAAUCCUUGGAUCCCUCUGGCGUAAGGAGGGUGGACCUUCGCUUCAACAACCUUGGACUGGGGGGUCUCUCCUUGGUUUUGCCACAUCUCUCCCGAUUCCUGGGUCUUCGAAGCCUCCGACUUCCCUACAGCAAUGUUGACGUGCGGCGGCCAACGCCGGAGUCGGUGCUGGGAAUCCGGUGUCUGGCCAGGGAGCUGGGAAAGCUGCAGAGCCUCAGGGAGCUCAACCUGGGAUCCUCCAGGCUCUCCGGGAAUUUGAGGCACAUUCUCUGCAAACUCGAGGCUCCAUUGGAAAGCUUGGAACUGGCCUUCUGCUCCCUCCUUCCCGCUGACUUCGCCUUCCUCUCCCAAAGCUUCCAUGCUCCGGCCCUGAAAAGGCUGGAUCUGAGCGGCCAUGAUUUCUCCCAAACUCUUCUCCAACCCCUUCAGCAUCUCCUGGAGGAAACCUCGGCUUCCCUGCUCCACCUGGACCUCAUGGAAUGCCGGCUGACAGACUCACACCUGGAUGCCCUGCUGGUGUCACUCCGGCACUGCUCCUGCCUCCGCUCCCUCGGACUCUUUGGGAAUUCCUUCUCCACAGCAGGGCUCAAGGAUUUGUUAUGGAAAACUGUGGUCCUGCCAGAUCUCCGCCUGGUCGUGUAUCCUAUCCCUGUGGAUUGCUACAAGUCAGGGCUGGAUCCUGGCUGGAUUUUGGAGGAGCAGCUGGACAGGGAAUGUUUGGGAGCAGUGAGCGCAGAGCUGGGCCGGAUGCUGGAGAGCUUUGGAAGAGCCGACAUUGUCUGGACUUCCAACCCCUAUGGACACGAAGCCCUGGAUUACUUCUGCUUGUAGCUGGGGAAGAGCUUGGAGCCUUCAGCCUGGAGAAGUGCUGUGGCCUCAGUGCCUCCUUCCUCAAAGAAUUUGUGUGUAUUCCACCUCAUUUCAGUGUUUUUCACCUUAUCCCAGUGUUUUUCAACGUAAUUUUGGCAGUUUACCGCCUCAUCUCACUGUUUCUCUACCUCAUCCUGGUGUUUUCUGCCUCAUCCCGGUGUUUUUCCUCUAAACCCAUUGUCUUUCCACCUCAUCCUAGUGUUUUUCCACCUCGUUUUGGUGUUUUUCUGCUUUAUCCUGCUGCUUUUCCCCAUCACAGUGUUUUUUUCUGCCUUAUCCCAGUGUCUUUCUCCUUCUCCUAGUGUUUUUCCACUUCAUCCUAGUGCUUCUCCACCUCAUUUUGGUGGUUUUCCACCUCAUUGUGGUCUUUUCCCACCUCAUCCUGGUGUUCUUCCACCUCAUCCAAGUGGGUUUUUGCCACGGCCCGAUGGAGAAAGGAAUAGGGACGCAACACUGCACAGAGGGUUCUGACAAGAUGGAAGGUCAGGGUGCAAUGGCCACUUUAUUGAGGGGGAACAAGGACUUAUAAUAGGGUUCGAGUGAGGGGAGGUCUGAUAACCAGGGCAGAGCAUGGGAUGGACAUCUCAGGGUAUUGCAGGACUGGGGAAUGAGGGAAAGUGGGAGGAACUUAGGAGGAGUUAAGCAGCGGGGACCAAUGGGAGCUCACUCCGCACUGCAGCACUUAUCGGCCAGUCAGUGGGGGAUGAGCAGGAAAGCAGGGGAGAACAAGGUGGUAAACAACUUUUGAUGGGAAAACUUGUGGACAAGUACAGACAUGUUUGGGGCAAUACAAUCUAAGGGGAUUAAUACAGAGUUAUAUAUGUAAGGGUACAUAAAACAUGGGACGAACUGGGAAGUAACACAAAAGUCCAUAAUUUAUCAUCUUCUCUAAGCUCCAUAUAAGUCUCUCCAGACUUAGAACCGUUCCCACUCACUCUGAUGUUCCUCCACAGGUUUUGACCUCAUUUUGGUGUUUUUCCUGUUAUCCCAGUGGUUUUUUGCCUCAUCCCAAUGGUUUUCCACCUCAUCCCAGUGUUUUCCAGUAACUUUUGUUACCACCUUGUCACCAGCCGUAGCUGGGACAGACCUGAUGUCACUGGAAACCCCCCGAACUCUGCUGAUUAACACUGGAUAUUAAUUAAUUAAUAAUUGAUAAAUCAGCAUCACUUGGCUGGUGAUGAAAUUCCUGCCA